This is a messenger RNA of Corticium candelabrum, 475 nucleotides long. RefSeq lists its product as uncharacterized. The record is from RefSeq and is a predicted model, not a curated record. The transcript is spliced from 4 exons. Bases 111 to 413 code for a protein of 100 amino acids. NCBI's taxonomy places the organism in Eukaryota, Metazoa, Porifera, Homoscleromorpha, Homosclerophorida, Plakinidae.
GGUCUGGACGCCGAUGCCGCUUGCCUUCGGAUCCUUUUGUUAGUGUUCGCGUGCGGCAAACGACGUAUGAACAACUGACUUCGCUAAAAGAUUCUCUGUCUCUUCGGACUAUGAACAGCGUUGUCCUGCAUCUUCUGUCAAUUUACGAAAGUUGCAAAAGUAGAAGAAGCGACUCUUCAGAUCGAAUUGCAAGUGACAGCUCAUUGGAAGACUCAAGGACAACUCCAGACUUGGGAGGAGAUGACACUUCCAGCAUGUUCAUGCAACAGACAUUUGCUUGUCCUCAGUUACCUCUACCCCAGUCAGACACGGACAGAGUUUGGGUUCUGCACAAACAAUCAGACAGAAAGACUUCUUUACCAGCAAAGAGUCAACAGAAAUACACUUUGAGGAAACAGAGGAUACCCAACUAAGCUCCCUGGAGUCUGAAAGUGAUUCUGCUGAAGUGGGUGAUCAAAGAGAAACGUGUUUGAGC